AUGGCGCUCGCCGCUACCGCCCUGCUGCGCGCCCUCGCCAUCACAGCCGGCCUCGCUGCCGCAGCCUCCAGCAGCAGCAGCAGCAGCUCCUCUUCCGACGACACACCCCUCCCCGUCGUCAUCUGGCACGGCCUCGGCGACAGCUUCUCCGGCGAGGGCAUCCAGGCCGUCGCCGCCCUCGCCGACGCCGUCCACCCGGGCACCUUUGUGCACAGCAUCUCCGUCGCCGGCGACGACGCCAGCGCCGACCGCUCCGCCACCUUUUUCGGCAACGUCUCGGCCCAGGUCGACGCCGUCUGCGCGCAGCUCGCCGCCCACCCGAUCCUCUCCACCGCGCCCGCCGUCGACGCCCUCGGCUUCUCCCAGGGCGGCCAGUUCCUGCGCGCCUACGUCCAGCGCUGCAACCGGCCCCAGGUCCGCAGCCUCGUCACCUUUGGCAGCCAGCACAACGGCAUCGCCGAGUUUCGCGAGUGCGGCGCCUCGGACUUUCUCUGCCGCGGCGCCAUGGCCCUGCUGCGCUUCAACACCUGGAGCAGCUUCGUGCAGAGCCGCCUGGUCCCCGCCCAGUACUUUCGCGACCCGGCCGACCUGCCGGCCUACCUCGAGGGCUCGCAGUUCCUCGCCGACAUCAACAACGAGCGCCCGGCCAGGAAUCACGACUACAAGAAGAACCUGGCCAGCCUGAAAAAGUUUGUCAUGUUCCUCUUCGAGGACGACACCAUGGUCCACCCCCGCGAGUCGUCGUGGUUCGGCGAGGUCAGCGCCGAGACGCAGGAGAGCGUGCCGCUGCGCAAGCGCCAGAUCUACAAGGAGGACUGGCUGGGACUCCGCGAGCUCGACGACAAGGGCGCGCUGGUCUUUCGCUCCAUCACCGCGGACCACAUGCAGAUUCCGGAAAAGGUCCUCAACGAGACCAUGCGAGACUUCUUCGGGUCCUGGAAGCGCAAGUUUCCGUCGCAUCGAAACGAGCAGCCCAAGGUCUACGGCCAGAAGAACUACGCCAACCUGGAGCUGUAA
This is a messenger RNA of Akanthomyces muscarius, 1017 nucleotides long. RefSeq lists its product as uncharacterized. Gene Ontology annotation, molecular function: thiolester hydrolase activity; palmitoyl hydrolase activity. The transcript has a single exon. The record is from RefSeq and is a predicted model, not a curated record. The coding region runs from base 1 to 1017 and encodes 338 amino acids. Lineage: Eukaryota; Fungi; Ascomycota; Sordariomycetes; Hypocreales; Cordycipitaceae. Gene Ontology annotation, cellular component: lysosome.